AUGAAUCGCUCUCUGGCGGCAGUCCUCUACCUCCCCCUCGCCUCAGCCGCUCAACCUGGCGCCGCCUCCCCCGUCCCCGCCCCGAUGCGCGACCUAACCUGGGGCCAGAUCAACUUCCUCCACACCACCGACAUUCACGGCUGGCUCGGCGGCCACCUCCUCGAGCCACAAUAUUCGGCCGACUGGGGUGAUUAUGUCUCCUUUGCCGAGCACAUGCGCCGUAAGGCCGACGAGCAAGGCGUCGACCUCCUCGUCAUUGACACGGGCGACCGCGUAGAGGGCAACGGCCUCUACGACGCCUCCUCCCCGAAAGGCCUCUUUACCUACGAUAUCUUCAAGGAGCAGACCGUUGACGUCAUCUGCACGGGCAACCACGAGCUCUACCAAGCCGACGCAGCCCAGCGCGAGCACGACAUCACGGUGCCGAAUUACAGAGAAAACUACAUUGCGAGUAACCUCGACUACAUCGACCCCAAAACGGGUGACCGAGUCCCGCAGGCCAAGCGCUACCGCAAGUUCAAGACAAAGAACCAAGGGCUCAACGUUGUUGCUCUUGGCUUCCUCUUUGACUUCACGGGUAACGCAAACAACACGGUCGUCCAGCCGGUGGAGGACACAGUCAAGGAGGAAUGGUUCAAGACGAUGCUGCGCGAGGAGAAGCCCGACCUAUUUGUCGUCAUCGGCCACGUUGGCCUGCGCAUGCCCGAGUUUAAGGCCAUCUUCACCGCCCUGCGCAAGGAGGCCUGGUUCGCGCCCAUUGCCUUCUUCGGCGGUCACGCCCACGUCCGCGACGCGCUCUCCUUUGACAGAGAGGCGUACGCCAUCGCCAGCGGUCGGUAUGGCGAGACCAUCGGGUGGAUGUCCGUCAACAACGUCAAGAAAAAGUCAAAGUCGGCAGACGAGGUCUUGGACGAGGCCGCGGCAUCAGUCUCCUUUACGAGAAAGUACAUCGACAACAACCUGCUAGGCCUCUACCACCACACCGGCCUCAACGAGACGACCUUCCCGACAGAGCACGGCAAGAACGUCAGCAAGCUCAUCACCAAAGCCCGCAAGGCCCUCGACCUGGACUACAAAUACGGCUGCGCGCCCCAGGACCUGUGGGUUAACCGCGCCGCCUACCCUGGCGAUAACAGCAUCUUCACCUGGCUCGAGACGCAGGUUCUCCCGGAUGUGAUUCACAAGGAUGACAGGAAAGACGUGCCGCGCUUGGCCAUCGUCAACACGGGCGGCCUCCGCUUCGACAUCUUCAAGGGCGCCUUCACAAAGGACAGCACUUACAUCGUCUCCCCCUUCACGAGCACCUUCAAGUACAUCCCCGACGUGCCCUACCCCGUUGCUAAGCGCGUCAUCGACCUCCUCAACAAGGCCGGCAAGAUUUUCCAGGAGACGGCGGGCACGAGCGACGUCCGAUUCAUGAACAUACCCGAGAUGAUGUACCCCAAGAACGACAUGGUCAUGCUCAAGACCAAGGAGGAGAGCGCACAAACGGACGGCGAACCCCACCGCCUGGAACUCCGCCACACGCCCGCCGACAACCAACAACCUCUUUCCGACAAUAAUGAUGACGACAAGUCCAAGAAGCCGGACCUCAUCGGCGGCUACACCACAAAGGACGACAUCGGCACCGACGGCGACGACACGGAACACUCCCCCAUCACCUUUUACGAGGUCCCCAACUGCAUCCAGACGGAGAUCGGCUUCCCCAAAGAGGGCGAGCCGGACAAGGUGGACAUAGUCUUCAUAGACUUCAUCCUGCAGUGGAUCAUUGUCGCGCUCAAGUUCAGUGGAGGCGAGUACAGCGAGAACGAUGUGCUGAGCUGGUCAGACGAGACCCUGACGUACAAGAUGGGCGAGUGGAUCAAGGAGAACUGGAAGGGAGACUGCUGA
Messenger RNA from Colletotrichum acutatum, 1890 nucleotides. Its product is annotated as calcineurin-like phosphoesterase. NCBI's taxonomy places the organism in Eukaryota, Fungi, Ascomycota, Sordariomycetes, Glomerellales, Glomerellaceae. Gene Ontology annotation, molecular function: hydrolase activity. The coding region runs from base 1 to 1890 and encodes 629 amino acids. Gene Ontology annotation, cellular component: cytosol. The record is from RefSeq and is a predicted model, not a curated record. Gene Ontology annotation, biological process: nucleotide catabolic process. The transcript is spliced from 2 exons.